AGGAAAAGAAUAGGGAAAGAGAGGGAAAAGAUGGUGAGAACACCUUGCUGUGAUAAAACUGGACUGAGGAAAGGAACCUGGACACCUGAGGAAGAUCGAAAACUAACGGCUUAUGUUACCCGAUAUGGCUGCUGGAAUUGGCGUCAGCUUCCCAAGUAUGCCGGUCUGGCAAGGUGCGGAAAGAGUUGCAGGCUGAGAUGGUUGAAUUAUCUAAGGCCUAAUAUCAAGAGAGGAAAUUUCAGCAGGAAAGAAGAAGAGACUAUCAUCAGAUUACAUGAGUCACUGGGAAACAGAUGGUCUGCCAUUGCAGCAGAGUUACCUGGAAGAACAGACAAUGAAGUAAAGAACCAUUGGCACACAACUCUGAAGAAGCGGUUUAAACAAAAGUCUUCAACACCAAAAGAUGGGAAAGAUAAGAAUGAAGAUCCGGAGAAACAAGGAACAAAGCUAAACAACAACGCCAAUCGUCUUGUAAUCAGUUCCCCAAAUCCUCCUUUGAUUCUUGAAAGCUCACUGUCAUCCCCACAACCAGCCUCGAGCAAUCAAAACUCCUCCAUCACUACAGAUAACAACACAGUUGAAUCCAGAAGAUUAGACCCAGUUUCAGAUAACAAUUUGUUUGAAGCAUACGAGGCGGAUAGUGGAAGUUUCUGGACGGAGCCGUUCUUCUACGAUAGCUAUGACACGUGGAGUGAUAUGUGGGCUGAGUUUCCAUUACUCGACGAUGAAGUCUUAUACCCUUUCGGUUUCUACGAGCUUGAAGGGUUCAACCUCUGAUUGAUUAAAAACAGUAACAUAACCAGGUUGGUGACGCACGUGGUGGGCCUCUGAUGUUUAUUUAGCAGUGGGUGGAGGACUUUUGCAGUAAAAACAUGCAUGGUGGAAUUAGCGCAUUCCCAGCAGUCCUACCUGGUUUAUUGUGAUUGGAGUUCGUUACUGAUUGGUCGGAGAUAGAAUAAUGAAGCGAGGGCAACGUUUCGUGUGGUUUUGUUUGUAGCUUGGGUUUGCUUUUUGUUUUGGAUGUGUGUUGUUCCUUUUUGAUUUUCAUUCGGGGUAGUGUGUAGCUACAAUGUUGUAGU
Messenger RNA from Hibiscus syriacus, 1079 nucleotides. RefSeq names its product transcription factor MYB4-like. The record is from RefSeq and is a predicted model, not a curated record. Bases 31 to 777 code for a protein of 248 amino acids. Lineage: Eukaryota; Viridiplantae; Streptophyta; Magnoliopsida; Malvales; Malvaceae. The transcript has 6 exons.